This is a messenger RNA of Halichondria panicea, 7219 nucleotides long. RefSeq names its product pre-mRNA-processing-splicing factor 8. The record is from RefSeq and is a predicted model, not a curated record. Gene Ontology annotation, biological process: spliceosomal tri-snRNP complex assembly; mRNA splicing, via spliceosome. The transcript is spliced from 30 exons. Lineage: Eukaryota; Metazoa; Porifera; Demospongiae; Suberitida; Halichondriidae. Gene Ontology annotation, cellular component: U5 snRNP; catalytic step 2 spliceosome. Gene Ontology annotation, molecular function: metallopeptidase activity; pre-mRNA intronic binding; U1 snRNA binding. Bases 91 to 7089 code for a protein of 2332 amino acids.
CUAACUCCUCCUCUCACUAAUUUACGUUGCGACCACGUUGUUCUCUGGAAGAAGGUGCCGACUCGACUGUAGUAUUUUCGAGGAGAGACCAUGACCACUCAUCUGCAGCCUUUGCUGGAGCGACAAAGGCACCCCUUCCCUCCGAGAGAGCCUGUCAGUGAAGAAAAGCUGCAGGAAAAAGCUCGGAAAUGGCAGCAAUUGCAGUCCAAGCGUUACAGCGAGAAACGAAAGUUUGGUUUCGUGGAAGCUCAGAAAGAAGAUAUGCCCCCAGAGCAUGUUCGUAAAAUCAUCCGUGACCAUGGAGACAUGACUCAUAGGAAGUUCCGGAAUGACAAGAGAGUGUACCUAGGGGCGUUGAAGUAUAUGCCUCACGCAAUGCUCAAACUCUUGGAGAACAUGCCAAUGCCAUGGGAACAGAUACGUGACGUUACUGCACUGUAUCAUAUCACUGGUGCCAUCACCUUUGUCAACGAGAUACCCUGGGUUGUCGAGCCUGUCUACAUCGCUCAGUGGGGGACCAUGUGGAUCAUGAUGCGUCGUGAGAAGAGAGAUCGGCGUCACUUCAAGAGAAUGCGAUUCCCUCCCUUUGACGAUGAAGAGCCUCCCCUUGACUACGCUGACAAUGUGUUGGACGUAGAACCCCUCGAGGCAGUACAGAUGGAUCUGGACGACGUUGAGGACGCAUACGUCCACGACUGGUUCUAUGAUCACAAACCUCUUGUGGGAUCAAAGUAUGUGAAUGGGGCCACCUAUCGGAAGUGGAACCUGAGUCUGGGGAUCAUGUCCACCCUCUAUCGCCUUGGAAACCAGCUACUCACAGAUCUAGUGGACGAAAACUACUUCUACCUUUUUGACCUCAAGUCGUUCUUUACUGCCAAAGCUCUUAACCUCGCCAUCCCAGGGGGUCCAAAGUUCGAGCCUCUAGUCAAACACACUCAAAUGAUAGGAGACGAGGAUUGGAAUGAGUUCAAUGACAUCAACAAGAUCAUCAUCCGUCAGCCUGUUCGUACGGAGUACCGUAUUGGCUUCCCUUAUCUCUACAACUCACUGCCCAAUCAUGUCCACCUGUCAUGGUACCACACCCCCUCCGUGGUCUACAUCAAGACAGAGGACCCUGACCUCCCAGCAUUCUACUUUGACCCCCUCAUCAACCCCAUCUCACACAGGCAUGCCUCAAAGGUGAGUGAGCCAGAGCCGGAAGAGGACGAUGAGUUUGUGCUCCCUGAGAUUGUGCAGCCAUUCCUAUCUGACACGCCCCUCUACACGGACAAUACGGCCAAUGGGAUCAGUCUCCUCUGGGCACCACGCCCCUUCAACCUACGCUCCGGAAGGUGUCGCCGUGCACUGGAUAUCCCCCUGGUCAAGACGUGGUUUCAGGAGCACUGUCCCUCAGGGCAUCCCGUGAAAGUGAGGGUGUCCUAUCAGAAACUGCUCAAGUGUUUUGUGCUCAAUGCUCUCAAGCACAGACCUCCCAAAGCUCUCAACAAGAGGUAUCUGUUUAAGUCUUUCAAGUCUACAAAGUUCUUCCAAUCCACUAAACUAGAUUGGGUGGAGGUGGGGCUGCAAGUCUGUCGUCAAGGAUACAACAUGCUCAACCUGCUCAUCCACAGGAAGAACCUCAACUACCUCCAUCUUGACUACAACUUCAAUCUCAAGCCUGUCAAAACUCUCACAACUAAAGAGCGAAAAAAGAGUCGUUUUGGAAACGCUUUUCAUCUCUGUCGAGAGAUUCUACGUCUCACGAAACUUACGGUCGAUUCCCACGUUCAGUAUCGCCUUGGCAACGUCGAUGCUUUCCAAUUGGCCGAUGGGUUGCAGUAUAUAUUUGCUCACGUUGGUCAGCUGACUGGGAUGUACCGCUACAAGUACAAACUCAUGCGGCAGAUACGAAUGUGCAAGGACCUCAAGCACGUUAUCUACUACCGAUUCAACACAGGCCCGGUUGGCAAGGGACCUGGUGUGGGUAUCUGGGCUCCUGGCUGGAGAGUGUGGGUGUUCUUCAUGCGUGGUAUAGUCCCUCUCCUCGAGCGUUGGCUAGGCAACUUGCUCUCCCGUCAAUUUGAGGGACGACACUCGAAGGGCGUGGCCAAGACAGUUACCAAGCAACGAGUGGAGAGUCAUUUUGACCUUGAGUUGCGAGCGGCUGUGAUGCACGAUAUUCUGGACAUGAUGCCUGAGGGCAUACGUCAGAACAAGGCCAGAGCCAUCCUGCAGCAUCUCAGUGAGGCAUGGCGAUGCUGGAAGGCCAACAUCCCCUGGAAGGUUCCCGGGCUGCCCAUCCCCAUAGAGAACAUGAUCCUUCGUUACGUCAAGUCCAAAGCCGAUUGGUGGACAAACACGGCCCAUUACAACAGAGAGAGAAUCCGGCGCGGUGCCACCGUCGACAAAACCGUCUGUAAGAAGAACCUUGGUCGAUUGACACGUCUCUACCUCAAAGCCGAGCAAGAAAGACAACACAACUACCUCAAGGAUGGUCCAUAUAUAACCUCCGAGGAAGCCGUGGCGAUAUACACGACGACCGUCCAUUGGCUGGAGAGCCGACGCUUUUCCCCAAUCCCCUUCCCCCCACUCUCGUACAAGCAUGACACAAAGCUCCUCAUACUGUGUCUGGAGAGGCUCAAAGAAGCGUACAGCGUCAAGAGUCGACUGAAUCAGAGUCAGAGGGAAGAGUUAGGUCUCAUUGAGCAGGCUUAUGAUAAUCCUCAUGAGGCAUUGUCACGUAUUAAGAGGCACUUGCUGACUCAGCGAGCCUUCAAGGAGGUGGGCAUAGAGUUCAUGGACCUAUACAGUCACCUUGUCCCUGUGUACGAUAUUGAGCCCCUGGAGAAGAUCACUGAUGCAUAUCUUGACCAGUACUUGUGGUACGAGGCGGACAAGAGACGAUUGUUCCCACCGUGGAUCAAACCAGCUGAUACUGAACCACCUCCUCUCCUUGUGUACAAGUGGUGUCAGGGUAUCAACAACUUGCAGGAUGUGUGGGACAUGGGUGAGGGAGAGUGCAACGUCAUGAUGGAGUCACGAUUUGACAAGCUCUAUGAGAAGAUGGAUCUCACUCUUCUCAACAGAUUAUUGAGGCUCAUCGUUGACCAUAACAUUGCCGACUAUAUGACAGCCAAGAACAACGUCGUCAUCAAUUACAAGGACAUGAACCAUACCAACUCGUACGGGAUCAUCCGUGGUCUCCAGUUUGCCUCCUUCAUAGUGCAGUACUACGGGCUGGUGUUGGACCUCCUGGUACUGGGCCUGCAGCGAGCUAGUGAGAUGGCCGGACCCCCUCAGGUGCCCAAUGACUUCCUCUCCUUCAAGGACGUGGAGACUGAGGCCAGCCAUCCUAUUAGGCUCUUUUCACGUUAUGUGGACCGCCUCCACAUAUUCUUCAGGUUCACAGCAGAGGAGGCGAGGGACCUUAUCCAGCGCUACCUGACUGAACAUCCUGACCCUAACAACGAGAACAUUGUCGGCUACAACAACAAGAAGUGCUGGCCACGCGAUGCUAGGAUGAGACUCAUGAAGCAUGACGUCAAUCUGGGUAGAGCUGUGUUCUGGGAUAUCAAGAAUCGUCUCCCUCGCUCCAUCACAACCGUCCAAUGGGAGGGCAGCUUUGUGUCCGUGUACAGCAAGGACAACCCCAACCUCUUGUUCAAUAUGAGUGGCUUUGAGUGUCGUAUUCUGCCCAAGAUCAGGACCACUUUCGAAGAGUUCACUCAUAUAGACGGUGUCUGGAACCUGCAAAAUGAGGUUACCAAGGAGCGUACAGCACAGUGCUUCCUACGAGUGGACGAUGAGUUUUUUGGACGAUUCCACAACCGAGUGAGGCAGAUUCUAAUGGCGUCCGGUUCCACCACCUUCACCAAGAUUGUCAACAAGUGGAACACGGCUCUCAUUGGUCUCAUGACAUAUUUCAGAGAGGCGGUGGUCAACACCCAAGAGCUGUUGGACCUGCUCGUCAAGUGUGAGAACAAGAUCCAGACCCGUAUCAAGAUUGGUCUCAACUCCAAGAUGCCCAGUCGAUUCCCCCCUGUCGUGUUCUAUACCCCCAAAGAGUUGGGGGGUCUGGGCAUGCUCUCCAUGGGUCAUGUGCUCAUCCCCCAGUCUGACCUCCGCUGGUCCCAACAGACUGACCAGGGGAUCACUCAUUUCAGAUCCGGUAUGAGCCAUGACGACGACCAACUCAUUCCAAAUCUGUACAGGUAUAUCCAGCCGUGGGAGAGUGAGUUUAUUGACAGUCAGCGAGUGUGGGCGGAGUAUCGUCUCAAGAGGGCAGAGGCCAAUGCUCAGAACAGACGACUUACUCUCGAGGAUCUAGAGGACUCGUGGGAUCGUGGUAUCCCUCGCAUCAACACCCUCUUCCAGAAGGACAGACACACACUGGCCUAUGACAAGGGAUGGAGAGUGCGUACUGACUUCAAGCAAUACCAGGUACUCAAGCAGAACCCAUUCUGGUGGACUCACCAACGUCACGACGGGAAGCUAUGGAACCUCAACAACUAUCGUACGGACAUGAUCCAAGCACUGGGCGGAGUCGAGGGUAUCCUGGAGCACACCCUCUUCAGAGGAACGUACUUCCCUACCUGGGAGGGUCUGUUCUGGGAGAAGGCCAGUGGCUUCGAGGAGUCCAUGAAGUACAAGAAGCUGACUCAUGCUCAGAGGUCUGGACUCAACCAGAUCCCCAACAGAAGGUUCACACUCUGGUGGUCUCCCACCAUCAACAGGGCUAACGUGUACGUUGGUUUCCAAGUGCAGCUGGACUUGACCGGUAUCUUCAUGCACGGCAAGAUCCCCACUCUCAAGAUAUCUCUCAUUCAGAUCUUUAGAGCUCAUUUGUGGCAGAAAGUGCACGAGAGUGUCGUCAUGGAUCUCUGUCAGGUGUUUGACCAGGAGCUAGAUGCGCUGGAGAUAAACACGGUCCAGAAGGAGACCAUUCAUCCCAGGAAGUCCUACAAGAUGAACAGUUCUUGUGCUGACAUCCUUCUCUUUGCUACCUACAAGUGGAAUGUCUCCAAACCCUCUCUGUUGGCAGACACAAGAGAUGUAAUGGAUGCCACGACGACCCAGAAGUACUGGGUGGACGUGCAGCUGCGUUGGGGGGACUACGACAGCCACGAUGUAGAGCGCUACUCUCGAGCCAAGUUCCUCGACUAUACCACAGACAACAUGAGUAUCUACCCCUCCCCUACCGGUGUCAUGGUCGCCAUUGAUCUCGCCUACAACCUGCACAGUGCAUUUGGGAACUGGAUCCCUGGAAUGAAACCUCUCGUCCACCAGGCCAUGGGCAAGAUAAUGAAGGCUAACCCCGCCCUCUAUGUGUUGAGGGAGAGGGUUCGUAAAGCCCUCCAGCUGUACUCCAGUGAACCCACUGAGCCGUAUCUCUCCUCCCAGAACUACGGAGAGCUGUUCUCCAAUCAGAUCAUCUGGUUCGUGGACGACACCAACGUGUACAGAGUCACUAUUCACAAGACAUUUGAAGGUAACCUCACCACCAAGCCCAUCAAUGGAGCCAUCUUUAUCUUCAACCCUCGUACUGGACAACUGUUCCUCAAGAUUAUUCACACGAGUGUGUGGGCGGGACAGAAGCGUCUCGGACAGUUGGCCAAAUGGAAGACUGCCGAAGAAGUGGCCGCUCUUAUCAGAUCUCUGCCAGUGGAGGAACAACCCAAGCAGAUUAUUGUCACUCGUAAAGGAAUGUUGGACCCUCUGGAGGUGCACUUGUUGGACUUCCCUAACAUUGUGAUCAAAGGCAGUGAGUUGCAGCUGCCCUUCCAGGCCUGCCUCAAGGUGGAGAAGCUGGGUGACCUCAUUCUCAAGGCCACAGAGCCACAGAUGGUCCUGUUCAACCUGUACGAUGAUUGGCUCAAGAGUAUCUCCUCCUAUACUGCAUUCUCUCGUUUGAUUCUGAUUCUGCGAGCCCUCCACGUAAACACAGACCGUACCAAGGUCAUCUUGAAGCCGGACAAAACCACCAUCACGGAGGCCCAUCACAUCUGGCCCACCCUCACUGACGAGGAGUGGAUACGUGUAGAGGUGGCCCUCAAGGACCUCAUCUUGGCAGACUAUGGCAAGAAGAACAAUGUGAACGUGGCAUCCCUGACACAGUCUGAGAUUCGAGACAUUAUCCUGGGAAUGGAGAUCAGCGCUCCCUCUCAACAGAGACAGCAGAUUGCAGAGAUCGAGAAACAGACGAAGGAGCAAAGUCAGAUCACAGCCACCACCACUCGUACUGUCAACAAACACGGAGAUGAGAUAAUCGUCACGACAACCUCGAAUUACGAGAGGACAACAUUUUCGUCCAAGACAGAGUGGCGUGUGAGGGCUAUAUCUGCCACUAACCUUCACCUCAGGACCAACCACAUCUAUGUCUCCUCUGACGAUAUCAAAGAGACGGGGUUCACUUACAUCCUCCCCAAGAACAUCCUCAAGAAGUUCAUCAUCAUCUCCGACCUUAGAACCCAAAUUUCUGGCUACCUGUACGGAGUAUCCCCACCUGACAACCCUCAAGUCAAGGAGAUACAUUGUAUUGUCAUGGUACCACAAUGGGGCACCCACCAGAAUGUACAUCUGCCACACCAACUACCCUCCCACGAGUACCUCAAGGACAUGGAGCCACUGGGCUGGGUCCACACACAACCCAACGAGCUCCCUCAACUCUCCCCUCAAGACGUCACUGCUCACGCUAAAAUAAUGGCCGACAAUCCUAACUGGGACGGGGAGAAGACGAUAGUCAUCACCUGCAGCUUCACUCCUGGUUCUUGCUCACUCACUGCCUACAAACUAACACCCUCAGGCUUUGAGUGGGGUAAGAGCAACAAGGACACGGGCAACAAUCCCCAUGGUUACCUGCCCUCGCAUUACGAGAAAAUUCAGAUGCUCCUCUCUGAUCGAUUCCUCGGGUUCUUCAUGGUACCUGCUCAGGGAUCAUGGAACUACAACUUCAUGGGUGUUCGCCACUCUGCGACCAUGCAUUAUGAGUUGGUGCUGGCCAACCCCAAAGAGUUCUACCACGAGGGACAUCGCCCCGCCCACUUUAUGAACUUCAGCUCGGUUGAGGACAUUGAACCAGUAACAGCUGACAGAGAGGAUAUGUAUGCAUAGAGACACACUAAUGAACUGAACUGCUGUUUGCAUGACAUUGAAAUCACAUAAUUUAUACGUAAUUAUAAUGAUUUUGUUGUACAUGUACAUGAAAUUAAUUAUGUAUGUGGUAUUAAUCGUCAAACGAAAA